Molecule: messenger RNA, 558 nt
Organism: Nematocida homosporus
Lineage: Eukaryota; Fungi; Microsporidia
Product: YEATS domain-containing protein 4
Exons: 1
Coding region: 1-558 (185 amino acids)
Biological process (GO): regulation of DNA-templated transcription
Source: RefSeq, a predicted model, not a curated record
AUGAGGAUAAAUCACGCUAAUCUCACGCGUACUAUAAUCUAUGGCACAGCGGCCACUAAAAUUGAAGGAACAGCCGGAGAAGCCACCCACCGCUGGCGAGUCUUUAUCCGCGGGUACAAAAACACCGAUCUAAGCUAUUUUAUCCGCAGUGUAACCUUUAAGACCCACGAAACCUUUGCCAAUCCCACCAGAAUAGUAGACAGCCCGCCCUUUGAAAUAGAAGAGUGUGGUUGGGGAGAAUUUACUAUUCAAGGCAAGAUAUACUUCACAGAUGUACACGAAAAACCCGUCGGCUUCCUUAUCUCCCUUAAACUACACCACGACCCAACCAAUCACAUCAUUGGCGAUAUUGAGUACGACCCCGCGGCUAUUCAUAACGAAAGAAUGGACACAAUUGUCUUCGAGAGUCCAACAGAAGCCACUUACAAGCUAAUCAAAAGCCACCCCGAGCCGAUUAUGGAUCCGCCUCUCCUUGACGAGAUUAACGAUGAAAAGAGACGCAUUGAGUUGGCCAUUGACGCCAUCAUAGAAAAGUUAGAAAAUGAACACCCCAAAUAG